Molecule: messenger RNA, 4218 nt
Organism: Nylanderia fulva
Lineage: Eukaryota; Metazoa; Arthropoda; Insecta; Hymenoptera; Formicidae
Product: VWFA and cache domain-containing protein 1
Cellular component (GO): voltage-gated calcium channel complex
Molecular function (GO): voltage-gated calcium channel activity
Source: RefSeq, a predicted model, not a curated record
CUAACCAAUUGCCAUUGCCGUUCAGAAACCAAACGUUACAUUCCCGUCUGAAUGCUCGAUGUUUUAUAGUCCCGCUAUUGUACAAAAAUCAAGCGAUUAUUAGAUCUUAGUGUCUAAGCACGUUUUUUCGUAAGUAAAUUUUUCAGCACAUUCCUCGAAGUAGCAAGAGUCGCGAUUGAAAUGCUCCUCGAUGCCAAAAUGAACUGUCAUUGUCAUUGUGACACGGGAAAUCCUUAAGAUUAGGAAACAAUGAUGAAGAACACGCGUUGCCGCGAUUCCACCAGGAUGCCUGUAAACAAGAUUUUGUAUUUGGCCCUGCCGAUAAUACUCGCAAAUCUUUACGUGUCCGCCGAUGACAGCGGAAAUGUCAUCAAUGCCACUGUCAAGUGCCAAUCUGGCAAAUCACUGCGCAAACAGGUGUCGGUGGAACCCUUGAACGGCAUGUGCCUGCGAGACGUCGUGGUCCAUCUAUCGAAGAGACUGCGAUCCGUCGUCGACGAGGAACUCGGCGUGUCCACGUUCCAGGAUACGAUCGGCAAGAUAGAAUUCGCGAACGUCUCCAGUAAUCUCGAUGCGAGACUGAACGCGUUAGUUGAUAAGUUCAACAAUAAAUUAAGAAUGCACAUCGAUGUCCUCAAACAGGGCUACAAUGCCAUAUACCCCAUUCUAUCGAAGGGAAUUCGUACUGUUUAUUCUAGUCAAAUGGUUGAUUUGGACAUGAUACCGAUGAACGGAGCUUCGGAUAUAUGUACACAAAUUUUAACAGAAUUUGCAGCAAAGUUAAGAGGUCAAGAAUGGAAAAACUUGCAUGUACUACCGAUAAGCCAACCAAGUGUGAUAUGUGGAUCAUCCACAUUGCCUCACAUUAUUGGAUCACUUUUAUUAUCUCAAUACUGUCCCGAGAAGAAUGUCAUUUUGCUAUUGGAGCAUGGCACAUUUAUGUCUGAAUCUGAUUUUGCUUCGGCCAAAACAGCAGCCAAAACUAUCAUAGAUAUGCUUUCUGAAACAGAUAAUGUUACUGUUGUUGGCCUUGCUAAUACCACUCCUGUAUUUUGCAAAAAUGGCUUGUUGAAAGCAACAGAUAUCAAUAAAUUUCAACUAGCUCGUUAUAUCGAUAGUUUAACUAGAAUAGAUUCAAAUCAGACGACACAGAUUGAUUUUAGAAAAUUAACACAAAAUUUAAGGCACGAAAUGGUUAUUAUACAUGUGACUAACACAUUAAAAGAUACAUCAAAUGUACAAAGAGUGUUUGAAAUAAUCUCAGAAAGACUUAAGUCUUAUCUCAGAACUAUACUUAUUGUUUCGGAUCAACAACCACACAUCAGUGUUAAACAGCAUAUAAAUAAUAAUAAUGUUAUUGUUCUUCCAACGCAAAAUAUUUUUGGAUAUGAGAUAGGAAAAUUAUUUUCUUGCUUGCAAUGUCCUGAUUAUCAUAAGAAAGAUUUUUAUGUAUCAGAUCCAUAUUUUGAUGUAUAUAGCAAGACAAUGACAUUAUCUAUUGGACAGAUUACAAGUAUUGCACUACUAUCCUUAGAUAUAAAAUUGAGUAAUUUCCUCGACGACAUAACAUAUUUUAAUGCUGGUCCAAACACAUAUGUAAUAUUCUUCGAUAAUAAAGGUGUGAUUUGGAUGCAUAAAAAUUUUCCCAGGAUUGAGACAAUAAUGGAACAACCACUUAAAGUGCAUUUGCAAGACAUUGAAAAUAUAGAUAAUUACGCAGUAAUGAAAAUGAUAGAUGAGAUGCAAGGAGUCAUAAAUGUGAAAACAAAAUUGGGCGAGCAGAAGCUGUAUAGAUGGAAACACUUAAUUUAUGGUGACUUGAUAAUAUGCCUGGUAUCCACGACUAAGGAGGGAAUGUUGCCUGUUGCAAGAACUGUGCCUUUACUACCUACAAACAUAUUACAUCAUCGCCUCGAUCUUAUGCUUCAGACUGUCAUUGAUAAAGAUACACUCUGCACUUAUAGAAAUAGGAUUGUAACUUUAUCAACAGGUGUAGUUUAUUUAUCACCUUGGUGUUUUCAAUCUCCAAUGGAGCAACUGGAGUUGCUAGAAACUGGUUCGGCUAUGACUGUACAAAGUUAUAUGGCAUACAUAAAAGAUUUAACAGGUCUUUUAGCAAAUCCUGGUUUACAUCCAUCUGUAAAACCAGAUGUAGCAAUCUUAGCACAAACUUUGGAACAUUUUAAAAAGCAACAUACUGAGAGUUCAUUAAAUAAAUUUGUAAUAAGAAGAUAUGUUGUGAGUACAGUCAGUGGUGUAUUGGAGAUAUUUCCAGGAAUGGUAUUAGAUUCCGGUUUUGAUCCCAAGAGGCGAAUGUGGUAUGGAAAAGCAGUAGACUAUCCUGAUAAGAUAAUUUUGACUCCGCCUUACUUAGAUGCGGGUGGAUCGGGUUACGUAGUUACUUUAAGUCAAGCUGUUAAAUAUUCCCUGGGCAAUAAAAGUACAGAUUAUGUUAUUGCCGUCCUGGCUAUGGAUAUUACAAUGGGUUACGUCAUGAGACUGCUAUUGGAAAUGUUUCCAUUCUGUAAUGAUGCAACUGUAAAAUGUUUCUUGAUGGAUGACAAAGGCUAUUUGGUGUCACAUCCGGCAUUGUUGGAAGCAACAAGCAAGAUUGAGCAGCAGCAGCAGCAUCUGACGCAUAAAGAGCUUUUAGUAGCUAAUGAUAUAUUGAAUCACGGACUGUUUGUGAAGAAAAAAUCGUGUGCCAAUCAUUUGGAGGGCAUUGUGCAAAGAUAUUAUCAAUUUAAUAUGUCACUCGACGAAGUGCUUACUAAUAUAGCACAUGGCGAGCACUGCGUUAGAUAUCAGGUAGCUGCUGUACCAAAUACUAAUGUAUUCCUUGGUGUUGUCAAUGUGACAACUCAGUGCAAUCUGCUUAGAGCUUUUUGUCCGUGCAGUAUGAUGGAUCAUUCUUGCCUAAACUGCAAAAGUAUGGAACAAACUGGUUGUGAAUGUCCUUGCGAAUGCUCCUUGUAUUCUUCUACCUGCACACAACCAAGUAUCGAUAAUUUAAAUUCUUGUCCACCUCUAUAUGAGCAAGGCUCGAGUUUACAAACUCCGUGGAUACAACCGCCGAAUUUGAAAUCGUGUCCUUUUAUCGAUUGCAAAUUAUUCACAACAAAGAAAGAUUGCUUGGGUGUCGCGGAUUGUCAAUGGUGUCACGUCGACACCGAUGGAGAAACUCCUUUGCAACAACCAUUUUGCUCCGACAUGUCCGUAUGUUUCAAAGGAAUCUUCGGAUCUUUGAUACCUUACAGCGAUGGCACUUACAAUUCACAGUCGACAGAUGAGGUCGUGACAGGAGAGUGGCCAUCGGUCGGUCUGGUGGCCGGUGUAAUUCUUGCAUUAGUCUUGAUUCUAAGCAUCAUUCUAUUUUGCUAUAGACUUCGAUCGGUAAAUUCAGGCGUGGAGCAUCAAUUCUUACAUCUCCAUACCUCGCCCGAUACGUUGCGCAUGACGCAUCUCGAGGGCGAUCUGGAGCCCGCGGAAUUAGAUCAAACGAAAAGCAAUUUGGAUUGCCUUGUAAGAGAUGGUGUCGCACCCAUAUCACCGUAUAGAGUUUCUACCAAUUAUAGAAGACCACCUGGUGGAGAUAGCGAUCAUGGGUAUAGCACAAUGACGCCACACGAUGAUUCGGAGCAGCAGACGUUUGCCUCUGAACCUCUGCUAGUUGUCGACAAUAACAUCGAACCGGAUUUGACGAGGCAGUCAGGCAUUGGAAUGCCUUCUCCUACAACGUAUUUGGGAUCUCCGCAUCACGUUUUAGCACCUGUAACCGUCCAUCGUGAUAUGGAAACAAACUAUUGUUAGUGAACUGGAUUUACAUUACCAUUUAUUUGAAAAGGUAAACAAAACUUCUCAAAAUAGAAACUACAUUACUUUGUAAAUAUGAUUUCAGUAUAACGUAUAAAAACGUAUAAUCUUAUUCGCAAUUUUCAAUACGAGAAGUAGAAUACUGUUGUAGUGCAGCUGCAAUACAACAAUAUUUCUAUCAAAGUGGCACUAUUUUUAUUAUUAUCAAAGUAACAAUAAGUACGAAUUUUUAAAUGACUGACGAACUUAAAAACAUAAUUUUUAUAAAAGCUGUCUCUAUUGAUACUAAAGCCUUCUAUAUAAAAGUGCAAAUAAUAGUUAAUAGAAUGUACGAGUUUUAUAUGAAACUAUGUAGAUAGCUGGUACAUUAAGAGACUUAAAGUAUAUAAGUAGAUCUAUAAAGUA